GUCAACUGUGUGAAAUCAAAAUUCAAAAUAUUUUUAUAAUUUAGUCCAUGUAAAUAAAAAUAGUGUAUUUGGAAUGAAAAUAAUUUCUAAAACUAUGUUAUUUACUUGCCCGGCUAAAACAAUAUUUAGAAAUUAUGUCGAGCGCUAAGCUAGAUGUGAUUUGGUCGCCUGUUCAUCAAGACAAGUUCAUCGUCUGGGGUCAAGACAUAACCCUAUACGAGGUUUCUCGUCUUCAAGAUAUAGAAAAAAAGACUACAUUUACUCAACUGUCAUCAACCCGAGGUGCAGUAGUGAUAGCAUCGCAAAGUGCUAGUGGAGUGCGAUGUGUGGACAUAAGUGCUAUAGCUGACCACCCAGACCCCUUGCUUGCACUGGGCCAUGUUAGCGGCAAAGUCACACUGACUAGUCUGAAACAGACUUAUGACCCUCUUGGACUAGUUGGACGGGAAUUUGUUGCCCGGUACCCUCGUGCUUGCAACUCAGUGGCAUGGAAUCGCACUGAAAGCAAUCUACUGGCUGUGGGGCUGGAGAAGCAUCGCAGCGAUUCCUGUAUACAACUGUGGGAUGUGCAGACAUGCAGUACUGAUGAGUUUUCAGAUGGUACGUCGCCCUCCGCUGCGGAACCGCCGCGGCCAGUGGCGGAGGCGGCGGUGGGCGAGUCAGCGCACACGGUGUCGUGGUGUAGCUUCGCGCCAUGCACCCUGGUUGCUUCCAUGAACCAAAAGCACCUAAAAAUAUUUGACCUGAGAGAGGGCGGCGCGCGCGCGGCGGGCGUGGCGAGCGCGCGGCAGUGGCUGGGCGCGUGCGCGGCGCCGCGCGGCUGGCUGCUGGCGGCGCGCGGCGACGGCGGCGUGGCGCUGUGGGACGCGCGCGCGCUGGCCGCGCCGCUGCUGGCGCUGCCGCUGCCGCGCCCGCCGCGCAAGAUCCAGUGGAGCCCCACCAGAGCCAGCCUGCUGGUGUCGCUGCAGCGGGACUCGGGCUCGCUGCGCCUGCACGACAUCCAGCACAGCGACUGCGCGGCGUCGUCCCCGGCGGCGCCGGAGGAGGCGGAGCCCGCGGAGGGCUCGGCGCUGGAGCGCGACGUGGUCGUGAGCGAGGCGCCGCUGGCCGCCUUCGCCUGCCACCCCGCGCAGCCAGCGCGCCUGCUGGCGCUCGCGCUGACAGGCGCGCUGUCGGAGUACACGGUGGGCGAGCGCGCGCCGCUGGCGUGGGGCGCGGCGGGCGCGCUGGCGUGGGCGGGCGCGGGCGCGCUGCGGCGCACGCACGCGUCCCUGUACGCGCACGUGCCCGACGUGUCGCACGUGGCCCGCGCGCGCGCCGCCAACCACUACGGCCUCAAGCCUGACCUAUGGCAGAACGCUGACCUCGCCGACGACGAGGCACUGAGAGGACUGUGGCAUUUCUUGGCUCUCAGCAAAUCGCUUGUCGAGGACGGCUGUAUCCGGAACAGUCCCUGGAAGCACCCGGGCGUGAUGAGCGUGUUGCGCUCCCCCGGGGAGGGGUACCGCUCCGAGGUGGUGUCUGCGAUCCUGCCCGACCUGCCCAACCGGAAGGUUACGAUUUACAGGAGCGCGGAGCGCACGCGCGCGCUGCAGCUGUGCGGGUGGGGCUGGGGCUGGGAGAACGCCGGCGCGGGCGUGGAGCGCGCCGAGGCCGCGGGCACGCCGUGCCGCGCCGCCGCGCUGGCCGCCUUCCACCUGCGCCUGCGCGCCGCGCUCGACGUGCUGGCGCGCGCGCAGGAGCCGCGCCUGCGCGUGGCGGCGCUGGCGCUGGCGCCGGGCGACGAGCGGCUGUGGCGCGAGGCGCUGGCCGCCGCCGCGCCCGCGCUGCCCGACCCCUACCUGCGCGCGCUGCUGCACUUCCUGGCCGCCGCGCACGCGCCCGCCGCCGACGCGCCGCCGGACUACGCCGCCGUGCUGGCCGAGACGGAGAUGCGGCUGGAGGACCGCGUGGCCUUCGCGUGCAUCCACCUGCCCGACGGGCGGCUGCACGAGUUCGUGGCGCGCACGCGCGACGGGCUGCGCGCGCGCGGCUCGCUGGGCGCGCUGCUGCUCACGGGCGUGAGCGCGGACGGGCUGGGCGCGCUGCAGCGCUGGCUGGACGCGUCGGGCGACGUGCAGUCCGCCGCGCUGCUGGCCGCGCGCUGCUGCCCGCCCGAGCUGCUGCGCGACGCGCGCGUGCGCGGCUGGCUGGCCGCCUACCGCGCGCUGCUGGACGCCUGGCGCCUGUGGUGGCCGCGCUGCCUGCUGGACGCCUGGCUGGCGGCGGCGGGCGCGGGCGCGGCGCGCGCGGGCGCCGGCGUGGCCUGCACCUACUGCGGCAAGCCCGUGGCGGCCGCGGCCACGGCGCGCCCGCGCCCCGCCUUCGCGCGCCUGCCGCCGCCCGCCGCCAAGAUGAAGCAAAUCUCGUCGUGCCCGAACUGCCGCAAGCCGCUGCCGCGCUGCGGCGUGUGCUCGCUGCACCUGGGCACGAGCGCGGGGGGCGUGGCCGCGCUGCCCGGCGCGCCGCCCCCCGCGCCCCCCGCGGCCGCCGCGCCCGCCAACGCGUUCGGCGGCUGGUUCAGCUGGUGCGUGGCGUGCCGGCACGGCGGCCACGCGCAGCAUCUGCUGCAGUGGUUCAGCGAGCACUCGGAGUGCCCGGUGAGCUCGUGUUCGUGCCGGUGCUCGGCGCUGGACCCGCCCGACCCCGCGCCGCCGCGCGACCCCGCCUAGCGAGCCGCACCAACAGACACUUCCUCGAUUCAAAUUGACUUGAUGCAUUACAUUUUAUUCCGCUGUUGAGACUUGAAGCUGAUAUUUAAAACUAGUAUAACGGAAAGGACUCAACUCUCAAAAUUUAAAAGAAUAUUGGAUUCAACGUUAGUAAAAACCUUGCCUCGCUCAAAAUAUCCUACACUUUAAUUACUAAAAUAGUAAACUUGUAUGUUCAUUAUUUCAUUUUCGAGUACCCAGCGUGCUAGAAUGGUCAGAUAAGUGUUCUUACUAAACUAUUCUGUUUUGUCCCUUCUGGAUUAUCUCUCGAUUCUUUCGUUCCUAAUAAGUGCUAUUAGUUUUAUUACAAUUAAAAAAAAACCAAAGUUGCAUGUCAAGAUCAGUUUGCUAGGAAUGACAACAGUUUUGUUAAUUAUUAAAGGAACAUUCGUUUUGUAUUGUUUAUGGAAAGAUGUGAGAAGAUUGUCAAUAAUAAUAAAUAUUAAAGAAAUGUUUCUUCACUACCGCGC
Molecule: messenger RNA, 3220 nt
Organism: Pararge aegeria (speckled wood butterfly)
Lineage: Eukaryota; Metazoa; Arthropoda; Insecta; Lepidoptera; Nymphalidae
Gene: mio
Product: GATOR complex protein MIOS
Exons: 14
Coding region: 135-2711 (858 amino acids)
Biological process (GO): positive regulation of TORC1 signaling; cellular response to amino acid starvation
Cellular component (GO): cytoplasm
Molecular function (GO): protein binding
Source: RefSeq, a predicted model, not a curated record